Cinara cedri is the source of this 7168-nucleotide messenger RNA. NCBI's taxonomy places the organism in Eukaryota, Metazoa, Arthropoda, Insecta, Hemiptera, Aphididae. The record is from the annotation of a GenBank genome assembly.
UAUUUUGUAUGCUGCGUGUUUAAUUUACGACAGCCAGUUCACAUUCACAACAAAUUCUGUGCCUCUUUGGUAUCACUGGUAUCACGUCAAUAGACUGAUUAUAGGUUAACUGAUAAUUAGUUUUUCAUUAAGAUAUAUUAGUGCUACUUUUAUUUGAUUUAUUGGUAGGUAUUCAUUUUAUUACUCCACUAAUGUAUUAUUAGUUAAUAGUAAUACUAUAAAUGAAUGAUAAACCAUAUUAUUACUAACACUAUUAAUUUGAGUACUUUAAAUAAUAUUAAAAGGUUAUUUGUGUUGAUAUAGCAACUGUGCUAUAAUUGUGCUUAUAACAACGGCUAACUAACAAUUAUUAUAAUUGUAUUGGCCAUAACAUUUUAAAUUUAUAAUUAUGUAAGUAUUUUUUGUUAUAUUCAUUUAAGUAUAUGGUAAAAUUUAAGCAACAAAUUUUUUCAUUGUUGGAUUUUAAAAAAAAAUACCAUAAAUAAGUGAGAAUAAAUAAUAUUAAUUAAUGAUUACAAUCUAAAACAAACUAUAUGUUUACAAAAUGUAGGUAUUUAUUCUACACAUAUCCUAAUAAUUCUUUAAAUGCUAAUAUUAUGUUGAUUAAAAACAAAAUAUAAUUUGAUAAGGUGAUUUUUAUUCAGAAUUUAAUGUUACCAAUGUUCACUUAUUUUGAAUUGAGAAAUGUAGUAUUACCCAUUUAAAUUAUUUUAUUGUUAUAAACAAUGUUAGAAAAACAAUUAAGUACUAUUUUUAAAUUCCUAAAUAUAAUUAAUUUUUUUUUAAGAAAAUAGCUUAUUAUGAGAAAUUACAAUCUAUAUAGUUUGUACAAUAAGUAAUAUUAAUAUUUUACAGACAGUUGAAAAGUUUAUAAUAUACACAUGAUGAGGAAACCACACAUUUGUAACACCUCUAAAUAUUAUUCAGUAUUAAAACCUUAAGUAGCGGCACCAGUUCUUUUGAAGCGUCUAAUUAGGUUACUGGGAAGAGUGAGUGAUGCUAAUUCGUUGAUAAGUUGGUUAGGAUUACCUUGUAAUUUUGUGUAGAAGCAUUUGUAGUAGAGAGCAGCGGUUUUGUUGAUAGAAGGUAAUUUGAGGUCGGAGUUUAGAGACUCAUUUGAAACUAACCAGGGUGCGCCAGUGAUUAUAUUUAGUCAGAUAUUUUGUAAAACUUGUAUAGUUCUUUUAUUUGAAUUCUUAGGUGUUAGCAGAGCCUCAAAUAACAAUAGCAUACGCCCAUAGAGAAAAAACCAGAGUUUUAUUAAACAAAUAAUUUUGAUUGAUCCUUUUGUUAAGUUAAAACAAAAAAGUGGCAUAAACCGAUGGAGUUUGGAAUAAUUGAGCUUCUUUCAUAUGAAAAACAAUAAUUUCUUACAUAUUUAUUAAAAUAAUAGUAACUUGCAUAGCUUUAUAUUUACCUGCAUUAUUAAUAAUAGAUAGAGGUGAAAAAAUUAAAAUGAAUACCUUGACUUACAUGAAUAUUUACAUAUAUAGGUAUCAAAACAUUUUCAGUAUUCAAUCUUUAAUCUAGUUUGUAUUUUUGAGAUAGUUAUUCCAAUUAAUGCACAUUAACCACUUAGUUAAAGAAUACAAUUUUAUUAAAAUUUAAUAAAUUAUUGGCCGAAUAAAUAUCAAAAUUGAAAAAUUGGUACUUGUUUGUUAUCGCCUCACUAAACAAUAUGAAAUAAAUAAAUAAUUAAAUUAUAUGUUAUUAAAGUAAAAAUGUAAAAUAAAUUAUAUGGUAUUUAAAAAUAUAAAAUUGUAAAAAAAUAUUAUUAUUCAAUUAAUUAAAUUGGAUAUUAUAAUAAUAAAAAUAAUAUUGUAUGAUUUUAAAUUAGUAUAGGGGCCAAAAUUAAGAAAUACCUUUUAAGAUAAUUUUAAAUGCAUCUUGUUCUUCAAGUCUUCCCAUGAUUUCUGCCAAGUAUGAUUCUAAAAAAAAAUGUUUUGGUUCCAUGGAGUUUUUUAAUUUCCUAUUUUGCAGAACCCCACAAUCUCUCAAUGUUUUGGAGGUGUGUCUCUUUAUCCGGAUCAACAAAAUUAUAGGUAUAGUUAACAGUUUUAUAUUGGAGUCCUACUUGCUGCAAAUUUGUGUAAGCUUUCCAAAAAUUUGACAAAAUUAUUGAUCUUAGUCUUUUAUAUUUUUGUAUAACGAGUAAUAAUGUUUUCUUCAGUGAAUCAGGUACACUAAUAAUAAAACAUGUUCUUGUUUCCCGACAUAUUCCACCAAAAAUCCAUUGUAGCAAAAGGCGUCCAGCAUUAUUUUUUCUACAUACAAAUAAACUUUCAUCUAUUUCAACAAAAAGACCUGGACCACCAAUUUCUUUAUUAAAUUGCCUAUUUUCUAACCAUCAUAUAUAUACCUCAUAUAGAUAAUUGUUCCAAUAGAAAACAUCAUUUUGUCCCAUUUUCAGUUCACAUUUACAAAAUGUUACUGAAGUCAUUUCUCGAGCCCAGUAGCCUAUGCAAUGAACAAUUGUAUGUAUUGGCAGUUUUGAACCAGUUAUCAAUUUAUUAAUUCUUAAACCCUUUUCCUUCUGGCAUCUCCAUAGUGAUCCUUUAAUAGACAUUUUAUUGUAGUUCAUAAUUUUUUGUAAGUAUAGUAAGUAAGUUAUAACCAUAACAAAUGUUGACAAGGUAGUCUUAUAUGAAGUAGAAUGCCACCUUCUAAUUACCUAUCUAAAAUAGAUCACCUAUUUUGGGAUCUUGAGUAUUAAUACUAGAGAUAGGAACAAAAAUUUCAAUUUUUAAGGAAUAUUUUUAUUAUUUAUAGUUUUAUUUUUCUAUUUAUUAAUUUUGUAUUGUUUGGUGGACAAUAACAAUGGAAAGUGGCAGGGUAGAAUAAUGUGUUAUAGAUACAACAUGAAUUAUACAUUCAUUGAUGCAUAUUAUAUACAAAUCCUCUAUUAAACUAUUUAUUUAUUCUGGGUAAAUUGUAAAAUAUAAAUAACUAAAAAAUUACUACAAAAUAACUUAUAUUUUUAUUUUUGGUCUUUUUUUUCUAAAAUUAAUUAUAGAGUUUUAAGUCAAUUUUUCAACUUUGCUAUAUUGCAAAUGAAAUGGUUUUAUCUUCUUCUUUAUAUUUGAUGUUAUGAUUGGUAAAUCCUUUUUUAUUUUUUAAUAACUAUUCAAGAUAUAAUAUAUUUUUUCCCCAUCAAUAUUUAAUCAUAAGUUAAAAUUUGAAUGAAGUAGGGACCUGAAUUGAUUGGUACCUUCAUUCAUUAUGAAUUUUUUGAAAAAAGGUUAUUCAUAACUUAUGAAUAUUAACCAAAAUUGUUUAUAAAUAUUUUACUUUACUGUUACUUAUUAUGCAUUCAUUAAAAUAUACUACUAUAUAGCAUAUUAAUUUAUUGCAGGAUUUUUGCACUGAUUCACUGUAAAAAAUUAAUUGUUUUAAACUGUAAUGGAUGAUAAAAUUGAAGACAAAUUAAUUUAUCAAGUUUAUUUAACACAUAUGAAGUUAAUAUCUUCAAAAUUAGCUUCAGCAAAGAACAAAUUCAAUUCAUUUUCCAACAUGUGGAAGUAUAUACAAUUUUAUCUGAUCAAACCAGAAGUCAUAUUUUUUUUAUUAUUAUUACUUUGUUUAUUAAUUUUUUCUGGAAAUUUAUUUCAAAGUUCUAAUGGAUUUUUAAAAAAAUUAAAUCGAAAUUUUACCUUCAUUGGUUUUGAUAAUCUUGAACAAUUUAUGUUCGAUGAAAAAGAUGCACUAAGUAAGAAUUGGAAAUUUGAAGGUAACAAUGUUGCUUUAUAUGCUGUCAAAGGUAGAAGAUCACAAAUGGAAGAUAGAUAUGUUGUUAAAACUAAUAUUAUGGAUACAGGAAUAUCAUUGUUUGCUAUUUUUGAUGGACAUGGAGGUGAGGUGAGUAAUAAAUAUAUUUUUCCUUCCAUACAAAUGCUAUAUGAGUGAAAUAUUAUUUAUAACAUUUAUGAAAAUAUAAAGUAUAAUAUAUUUAAUUAUUUUCAGUUUGCUGCAGAAUAUGCAACUACUCAUUUAAUGACAAAUUUGAGAAAUAAAAUAGUUGAAGUAAAGACAUUACUCGAUGAAAAAACUGGCACAAAAACAGAAUCUAAAAAAUUAUUUUCAAAUACACCUGAUAAUUUAACACCACAAAUGAAAAUAAAACUAAGUAAAACUGAAUCACAUUUCUCUAGAAAAAUAAAACCUAUUACUUCUGUGGAUGACAGUGUGAUUAAUCAUAAUAAGAAUAAACAAGACACCCUAAAUUUAAAAAAAGAUAUAAUUUCUACAAAAAAUGCUGGAGAUGUUAUUAUAAAUCCUUUGUCAUAUUUACUGAGAGAUGGUAGUAUAAAUUUUUCAAAAUUAUUAAUUGAUGAAGUUCUAGCUGCUGAUAAACUAUUAAUUGAAGCAGCAAAAUUAACUUAUGAUAUUGCAGGUAAUUUAUUUAGUAACCUAAAUACCUUAUUAUAUCAUUUUAUUAAAAUUUAAUACAGGUGAUAAAUGUAAUAUAAAACAGUCAUUAUUUCACAUAGUAUUGACUUUUUCAAAAUAGUUUGUUUUGAAAAUUUACGAUACAAGUAGCUCUAAAAUAUUACAUUACUAUUAUUUUUGUGGUCAAAGGUAUUUUUGAUUUUCACAUAGCAACUAAUAUUACAAAAAUUCCAUAAAGAGAGUAUUAGUUUAUAAUAAAUAAAUAUCGAUGUUGACAUUUUUAAUUUCUGUCAAUAACUAUAUUGUAACAUUUCAGAGUAGUUUGUUACUUAAAUUAGGUAAAAUUUGUUUGAAAAAGGUCAAUGCUUUAUGAAAUAAUAAGUGUGUUUUACAUUAAAUGAGUAUAUAUAAAAAAAGGUAAAGGUAUUUCUAUUUUAGUUGGUAAGAUAUAUAUAUAAAAUAUAAGAUUAUUAAUUAAUAUUGUAUAUAAAUAAUAGUCAGUUUCCUUUAUUAAUAUAAUUACUAUGUUGCCUUGCAGUAGUCUGACUAUAAUUUUAAGUGGAAUAAUACAAAAUCUUAAUUUGAAAACAUUAAAUUAAUAAUACAGGAGUUAUAUUUUUGACUUUUAUUUAUUGACAUGUCAUGUAAAUAAUUUAAUCUUGCUUAUUUUUAUUUUUAUUUACUUGUUUUGUGUUUAAAUAUUCCAGGCAGCACAGCACUUAUAGUUUUAAUAGAAGGUAAUACAUUAUUUGUUGCAAAUGUUGGAGAUUCAAGAGGUGUUAUGUGCGAUAAGAAAGGAAUUGCUAUACCAAUAUCAUUUGAUCAUAAACCACAACAAGUAAUACUUAUAAUAACAUAAUAUGUUAUUAUAUAUUUUUUAUUUACUAAAUGUAUUCAACUUAGUAUAAUAUCUGUUUUAGGUGAACAAUUAUUUACCUAAUUAUUUUAAUAUUAUUUUGUAAAAUAUAUUUGAAUACUAGAGUAAUAAGUCAAAAAAAAAUUUCCAAUAAAAUUUAAAAUUUUUGUUUUUAUUAAUUGUCUUAAACAAUUUUUAAACUUCUUAUAAAAGUCUUCUGCACAUAAGUGUAAUUUUUUAUAGAAAUAAUUAAAUUAAUAGUCAUUAUUAUAAAUUCUAAUUCAUUGAUUAAAAAUUGAAUUUUUUUAUCUUGGUAAUGUGACUAUUUUGAAACCAGAGUUUUGUCAGAUUAAUAUUUUAUUUAUAUACACCUGACAAGUAGGUUUAUAAAGACAAAUAAAUAAUGAAAAUGUUGGUUUACUAAAAAAUGAAUGUAGGUGUGCAUACUAUGCAAUUAUUACAAAUUUAAUAACUAUUUGUAUCAAUUAUUGAGACAGUGAAAGUGUCUAUACUUUUUCACUAUUCACUACUGUAUACCUACACUUUCAUAUUAUCAUUCAAACAUAAAUAUAAUUUUUUAAUUAAUAUAAAAAAUAUCAACUUUUUUAACCAUUUACUAUUAUUUUUUAAAUUUAAAUUUUCCAUUAUAUUUUUUUAGUUUUAAAUUAUUUUUAUAGAAAUUGAUGAACAUAGUAAAAUGUUAAGCACCUAUGUUUUUGAUGUUUUUAACAUAACUACUUAUUAUUAUCCUAGUAGAAAUAUAAAAAUUUAAUUGGUACUGAUAAAUGAAUGGAUAAUUUUUUGAUCAUUGCAAUUUUAUUUAAAAAUAUUAUUGCUAUAUUUCUGUUAUUUUUAACAUAAUUUUUCUUCUUAAAAUUUCUUAAUUCUCCAAUUUUUCUAAUUAUGUACUAUUAAAUUGUAGUUAAAACAAUAAAUUAUCUUUCAUACUACUUUUCAACUUUUUAGCGUGAAAGAUUUACUCUGUAGUACAAAGCAAAUAUUAUUAUUAUAAUUAAUUUGAAAAAAUUAUAAUUAGCAUUAAUUAUACAAUAUACAGAUAGUCCAUUCAAUAGUAAUAUUUGGCAUCUUGUUGUAGAAGCCACUGCUAUGAUGCACUAUAGUAGUUAGGAUGUAUUAGGGAUGUACCUUUGCAAUUGAUGUGUGAGAAGUAUGAUUAGUACUAACAGUUACCUAUCUAUGUUAAGAAUACCACUACUGCUGCAUCCCAACUACUUUAGCUCUCUAUAGCAUCAUCUUGAUAUUAUUUAAACAAUUUAAUUAAUAAUGAUUUGUGUUAAUUCAUAGUAUUUUAUUUAAACUUAAGAUGCGAGAAAAAAAACGUAUUGCGGAUGCUGGUGGUUUUAUUUCAUUCAAUGGUGUAUGGAGAGUUGCUGGGAUAUUAGCUACAUCAAGAGCACUUGGAGAUUAUCCAUUAAAAGAGAAACAAUAUGUCAUUGCUAAUCCAGAUGUUUUAACAUUUGAUUUAUCUCAUCAUGAUCCACAAUUUAUAAUACUAGCAUCGGAUGGCCUAUGGGAUACAUUUACCAAUGAAGAAGCUGUUGAGUGUAUUAAAAAGCAUAUAGAUGAUUCUUUUCAUGGAGCUCAAUACUUGACAAUACAAUCAUUUAACAGAGGAUCUCUUGACAAUAUUACUGUACUGGUAAUAAAAUUUCCACCUACAUGGAGUAAAGUAUCACAAGUAGUAAAUAAUGGAGGAGGCGAUUAAUCAUUGUAUACAAUUAUGGUAGGUAUAUUUAACAUUUUAGGAAUUUGUUUAAUGUUUUGUGAUCAAACCAGGGAUAAUAUUUUAUGUAAUUUCCUAUAUAUUCAUGUAUUAAGCAUCCUAGCUUUUGUUUUAGUAACCAUUAUAAAAGCCAUUUUUAUUUGUUUUUUUCUUUUUAACUGUUAUAUUUAUGGUUGUUAUAA